UUGCGUGUUGCUUUGCGGGAGCCGUUUCGCCCUAGGAUGAGGCUGGUAAUCCUAGAAAAUUACGAUUUGGCGAGCGAAUGGACGGCAAAGUACAUCUGUAACCGCAUCGUCCAGUUCAAGCCUAACCAAAACCGAUAUUUCACCCUUGGCUUACCGACAGGAAGCACGCCUUUGGGAUGCUACCAGAAGCUGAUAGACUAUCACAAAAGAGGGGAUCUCUCUUUUAAAUAUGUGAAGACAUUCAAUAUUGAUGAAUACGUAGGCCUUCCGAGGAAUCACCCGGAGAGCUAUCAUUCUUACAUGUGGAACAAUUUUUUUAAGCAUAUUGAUAUAGAUCCAAACAAUGCCCAUAUUCUCGAUGGGAACGCACCGGAUCUAAAAGCAGAGUGCGACGCCUUUGAAAAGAAGAUAGAAGAAGCUGGAGGAAUCGAACUGUUUGUUGGAGGCAUUGGCCCUGACGGUCAUAUCGCUUUCAACGAACCGGGAUCCAGUUUGGUGUCAAGAACCAGAUUGAAAACUCUCGCCAUGGAUACCAUUCUGGCGAAUGCGAAAUACUUCGAUGGUGAUUUAUCUAAGGUUCCAACUAUGGCCUUAACCGUUGGCGUGGGAACAGUCAUGGAUGCCAGGGAGGUUAUGAUUCUGAUCACGGGCGCACACAAAGCCUUCGCCUUAUACAAGGCCAUCGAAGAAGGCGUCAACCAUAUGUGGACGGUUUCUGCCUUCCAGCAACAUCCCCAUACAAUUUUUGUGUGUGACGAAGAUGCCACUUUAGAACUCAGAGUUAAAACGGUGAAGUAUUUUAAAGGUUUAAUGCACGUGCACAACAAACUCGUGGAGCCUCUGCGUAGUAUGAAAGAGCAAAAUUGAAGGACGGAACCACG
Protobothrops mucrosquamatus (brown spotted pit viper) is the source of this 881-nucleotide messenger RNA. It is a transcript of the gene GNPDA2, whose product is annotated as glucosamine-6-phosphate deaminase 2. Gene Ontology annotation, cellular component: cytoplasm. Gene Ontology annotation, molecular function: identical protein binding; glucosamine-6-phosphate deaminase activity. Lineage: Eukaryota; Metazoa; Chordata; Lepidosauria; Squamata; Viperidae. The record is from RefSeq and is a predicted model, not a curated record. The transcript has 6 exons. Bases 37 to 867 code for a protein of 276 amino acids. Gene Ontology annotation, biological process: D-glucosamine catabolic process; N-acetylneuraminate catabolic process; carbohydrate metabolic process.